AAAACUUCGCACCAAAUCAGUGAAGUCAGGCUUUCCUGGAGCGCUGCGCUGCACCUGCCGCUUUACCUUGGAUUUACCUGUCGAUUAAACAAUGCGUUAAUGAUCCAUCAUAGUCGUAUCCACACUUGAACUGAUCAACCAGUCAUGAAGAAGGGACCGUUACAUUUUUUGGGUCGAAAGAGCCAAUCUCUUUUCGACACCAAUGUCAAAAUGAAAGACAUGGAAAAUGUGGAUUGGGUCCUGGAGUCCUCAGCAAUCCCCGAGUCGGGUACUGCCAGUGUGCGGGCCAGACCCACGGUCAAACACCAUUCUUCCUCAUAUGACAGUUUACAAGGGUUUGCUGUUCCGACACCCAAAGUCCCGCUCCUUCCCCCUGUCAAUGGUCCAAAGAUCAACGGCUCAGUCGGUGGAGGUCAGUUGUCCAAUGGAUCUGUUUGGUCUGUGCCUGACCUUUCGGAGGAUGAUAUAUUUGUUCCUCCUCGUCCAUCUAUGGCACCUCCACCUCCUCCAGGGACUUUAAUUCCUCCAUCAGGGACUUUUAUCCCUCCACCAGACUUCAUGGGUGACCUAAGCACUCUGCACCUUGCAACCCCUGAGCCUCCUUCCAUGCCAGCUCCAGAUCCCCCUUCACUGGUGCCAUCCAUGCAGGGGCAAGAUUUAACUUUUUUAAAACCACCACCUAUGGCUCCGCCAAAGCCCCCAUCUACUUGCUCUAGUGGCUCUGCAUCAUCCGUACCCAUUUCUAAUCCACCAUCUUCCCAAGUACCUGUCCAUCCAAGUUUUUCCCCACCACAGCCCCCCGCUGAAAGGCAACGCAAGGCUCAUAAGACACCUCCUCCAAAACCCAUCAGACUGUCUUCCAUCUCCAACAAUGAUUCUCCACCACAAACUCCUGCCCCACCUCCCCCCGUACAGACACCAACACUGUCCACGUUUAAUCCCCAACACACAGCCAAACUUUACAAUGUUCCGACUACUUCAAUUGUCAAAGGCUAUGAGGAACCUGACACAAGACCCAAGCAAAAGUUACUCCUGCAAGAUUCUUCACCUGUCAAAACUGAUUCAGUGCUUGCUGAGGUGAAUGGGAAAACCCCUAAAGUGGCAACACCCUCUAAACCAGUUGCUAAAGAUGCACAGGAACUGGAUCACCUACAACUUUCUCAGUCCUCUAGGUCACCCCUGCCUGAGCCAAACAAGGAAGCUAAACCAGCUAAGGUUUCUCCACCGCCAAUAGACAAACCUGCCCGGAAUUUUAAUCAGACUUCGCCAUCACUUCAAAAAGUGAGCAGCACGUCAAUGAAUCCAGAGUCCAGCAAGGACAAACUUGACGCAUCUCCAAGUCAAAGUCGCAAAUAUAGUCCAAUAAUAGACCGUAAACUACGCAACCUUAAAGGUAGUGAAACAAAUGGGGCAAAAGUGGGACCUGCAGCUUCCCCACUGGCUCUUUUAAUGGCAGCUAAAAAAAGAGAGAAACACAAAACAACUCUUUCUCUCUCCAGAGAAAAUAGUGCCAAGAAGGAUGAGCAGCCUAGUGCAGACAUUCAAACACGUGCCACAAGCCCAAAUUCUCUCAUCAUCACUCCAAGGAGCAGCUCAUCCUCUUCUCUAGCAUCUCAAGAAAGAUUUCAGGAAAGUCCAAAUCCAAACAGUCAUUUGGAUCAUACGCAAACAACUCGGACAUCAGAAGAAUCAAGCAGCUCAGUGCUGGCCAAGAAUAAGAUGUCAUCUAGCAGUCUAGGUAUCAGUCAAAAGCCAAGUUUGGCCAACCAUGUGGUGCAGAAACAAAACACAGAGCAAAGCCAUUCAAAGUCUAAUUCUCCCAAGCAUGAGGAUUAUAAAGAGGAGUUGAGUUUUCUCCCUCCGCCACCAGAGUUUGAUGAUUUAGAUGAUAAUGUGGGUCCACCUCCUUCCGUUCCUCCACCUGACCCUCCCAGGAAAAUGGCACCAACUUUAAAAUCUCUUCCUGUAGCUCAAGCUCCAGCUCCUCCUCCUCCCCCUAAACCCCCACAAGCUCCAAAACUCCCACCUCCUGACAAUGAUUUCAAACCAAGGCUUCCAGUCCAGACUAAACCAAAGGUGGCCCCUAACCAUAUCCCCUCCAAUCUUUCCCCCAGUCAGGUAACACUCCUGAGUAUCUUACAAAAGAAGAUGGCAGAAAUGGACCACAAAAUGGCCCCCCUGAACGAGACAGAGUCCAGUUCUGAUGACUGGGGCAGCCCCUUGUCUGAUGAGGAUAAUAAGGUCCCUGUUGUACUCAAAUCCCCACCACAGAGCAAGAAUAACUCUGUGGUGAAGACAACAGCAGCCCUGGACAUGCGCGAGCUGGAGGGUAAAGUGGCCAAAAAAUAUCAGGAUGCCGCCUCAGUGAAAAGUCCAACCAGCAAUGGAGUGCAGUCAAAUCAUCAAUAUGGGAAGACCUUCACUGUCCGGCCUGGAACCAAAAAUCCUAUCUCUCUCUUUGGUCAAGGGCAAUCUUAGUGGAAAUCAAAUAAUAUGCAAAUAAGAUGGACGAUCAUCAGUGUAGUAAACAGUGCAUUUAAUUGGAUUAUGUAUUUUUGCAAAAUAAUUAAUUUGAACAAUUGGACAGAAGCACUUUGAACAUACGAGUUACACCAAUGUUGUUGGGUAAACGUUACAAAUGAUGUAGUCUAGACCAGAUUUAUUUCUCAACUUCAGGAGAUCUAACUCACCACUGUCAGUCAACGGUAAUUUGUUUCUUCAUAUUUUAUUUUUUGAAUGGACCAUAUUUAAAUUACAUUAUUUGCUGCUACUGUUUAUUCAGUGUAUAGGUACAGUAGAUGUUGCACGUUCCUUUUAAACCAAAACUAUAAAUCAGUCUGAAUGUCACCUGGUUCAUAUUUAGAUUAAUAAUGAAUAAUCUAUUGGUUCAAAAACUUGUUUGCUUAAAUCAAUCUCAACUGUUUACUGCAUGUUGUAUCUAUCCAAAGUGAUUAUUUUUAGAAUGUCAAGUCAGUCAACAGAUUAGUCUCCAAUAAUAAUAUAUGAAAGUUCUGAUGUACAAUGUAAUUAUUGUGGUUUGUGGGGUAAUGACAUGUCCUGUAUGUAAACUGUUACAUGUGCAUUAUAUGUGGAUCCACUUGAAAAACAAGCAAACCUGUCAUUCAAACCAGAGUGAUGAUAUGUCUAGAACUCAGUGGGAUUGUUUCUUGUAUUUAUUGGUCAAAUGUUUUGCCCUUUGUAUAAACGUUAUUCAGACAGUAAAAAUCUAAGUCAUUGUAGCUACACUUGCUUUUCUGUACAUAUUAGUUUGUCAAAGAGUUUUAAAAGAAACUUAGAUUUUGCUAAAUUGUUUUAUAUACAUGUAAGCUUUGUAAAAUCAGGAUAUUUAAAAUAUUGGCAACAAUGUCAUUAAGCAAGCAAUUUAUGGAAGCCAAAUGUUGCCAAACAACUCUCUAAAUGGAAAAUAAAACCAAGCAUUCAUUGCAUGUUUUAGUAA
Molecule: messenger RNA, 3457 nt
Organism: Labrus mixtus (cuckoo wrasse)
Lineage: Eukaryota; Metazoa; Chordata; Actinopteri; Labriformes; Labridae
Exons: 5
Coding region: 145-2478 (777 amino acids)
Source: RefSeq, a predicted model, not a curated record